Molecule: messenger RNA, 970 nt
Organism: Emiliania huxleyi CCMP1516
Lineage: Eukaryota; Haptophyta; Isochrysidales; Noelaerhabdaceae
Exons: 2
Coding region: 71-868 (265 amino acids)
Cellular component (GO): cytosol
Molecular function (GO): phosphatase activity; magnesium ion binding
Source: RefSeq, a predicted model, not a curated record
CUUCCAAAUAACCGCCGCGACCUCUGCCUUGGCACGGCCGAGCGUCGUCUUCACCGACUGCGACGGCACGAUGCUGAGCCCGGCGCACUCUCUUUCUCCCCGCUCGCGAUCCGUCUUGCGUGAACUGGACCGCCUCGGCGUGCGGGUCGUCCCCGCGACAGGCCGCGCUCGCGCUGGGAGCUGGACGGAGGACGUGCUGACCGAGCCCGCGCUUCGCGGCGGCUCGCCGGGCGUCUUUUGCAACGGCUGCAUCGCCUAUGACACGGACGGCAGUGCGCUACCUCCUGCAACCUUGCCGCGGGAGCUGCCGUCUGCUCUCCUGCGCACCUUGGCGGCGCCGGGCGCGAUCUCCUGCUGUCCGAUUGCGUACGUCGGCGACGAGGCGCUCCACGACAGCGGCUCCGCGGCGCUGCUCUCCCAACUCGCCGAGGUUGGCGACUCGCCCCUCCGCUGCGUGGCGGACCUCUCCGCGGCUUGCGAGGCGGCGGCGGUCACCAAGAUCCUGCUCCUGCACGCCUCCGGCUCGGACUCGGACGCGCUGCGCGCCUCGGUCUCUGCCACCGUCUGCAACGGGGGCGGCGCGCUCACUCAGGCGCUCGAUUGGAUGCUCGAGGUGAUCCCGGCGGACGCGGACAAGGGGACCGCCGCGACCGCGCUACUUGCCCGAUGGGGGCUGGGGUGGGAGGACGUGCUGGCCAUUGGCGACGGCGAGAACGACCUCCCUCUGCUGGCGCGGGCGGGGACGAGCGUGGCGAUGGGGAACGGUGGCGAGGCCGUGCGGCGCGCAGCGCAGCACGUGGUCGGCAGCAACGCUCAGGAUGGUUGGGCCGAGGCCAUGGAGCGGUUCGUGAUAAGCGUCUCAGAGUAGAAAGUAGUAACGAGGUCUUGAGUAACUCUGAGCCGUUACUAUCGAUGCUAGAGUACUCUAUCUCUGAGUUUAUCAUAGUAAGCAGUAACGAGAUCUUGAGUA